Penicillium cataractarum is the source of this 2028-nucleotide messenger RNA. RefSeq names its product T6SS phospholipase effector Tle1-like catalytic domain-containing protein. The transcript has 2 exons. The record is from RefSeq and is a predicted model, not a curated record. Lineage: Eukaryota; Fungi; Ascomycota; Eurotiomycetes; Eurotiales; Aspergillaceae. The coding region runs from base 1 to 2028 and encodes 675 amino acids.
AUGGCUCAGUACACGGGUCCUACACACCCUCACGGUCCUCCAAAGCAGUUUGUUCUCUGCUUUGAUGGCACGGGCAACAAAUUUGCAGGUGAUGAAUCCGAUAGUAAUGUGUUGAAAAUCUUUCGCAUGCUGGAUCGUAGCCAGAGCCACCAAUAUCACUACUACCAACCCGGAAUCGGCACCUACGUGACCACCAAAUCACUCAGCAGCCAUGGUCGCAUCCAGCGCAUCAAGUCCUGGUACCAAAAGGCCAAGGAUUCGGCCAUCGGCUCCUCAUUCGACGAACAUGUCAUGGGCGGCUACAAAUUCUUGAUGCGAUACUAUUCCCCUGGCGACGAGAUUUAUUUCAUCGGUUUCAGUCGCGGCGCAUACAUUGCGCGAUUCCUGGCCGAGAUGUUAGACUAUAUCGGCCUACUGGAAGCCGGCAACGAAGAGCUCAUCCGAUUUGCCUGGAAGACCUUUGCGAAAUGGCAGCAGCGCGCAGGUGAGCAUGAGAGGGAGAAAGAUGAGAAGCAAAAACUCUUCGACUAUAUGAAAGCCUUCCGAGAAACCUUCAGUCGUCCGAUUUCGCGCAUUCGCUUCAUGGGCCUCUUCGAUACCGUCAAUAGUGUCCCUCGCUUUGAAAAUGCCUGGAUGCAACGCAGCAAGUUCCCCUAUACCGCGCGCAGUUCCGCCAAAGUAAUUCGUCACGCCGUCGGCAUUGACGAGCGCCGAGCCAAGUUCCGUCAGGAUCUCAUCUCGGGUCCGAGGCCACAUGGUAAAGAGCACAAGCGACACCGCCAUCAUCUGGAUCCGCGCCGUCUGGAGCACCAUUUGAUGACGCGACAUGUCGAUGCACACAAUCACCUGCACAUCCGCCAUCAAGACCACCCCCACGAGGUCUGCGCUGAACCGGAGGUCCCUGCCAUCACGGUGAAUGACAAUGGCGAGGUACCUCAGAAUGGCGAUGUCGACCCCGGCGCACCAGUGCCCACCUUUGAGUUCCCCGGAUGGGGUCCCGCUGCUGGAGAGUCAUAUUACCAUGCCCCCCACCACUCAUCGAACCAGGGUAGCGAGAGUAACGUAGGCGAAAAGAGCGCCCCGCGCUAUCGUGCACCAUCCCCACGACGCAACAGUCUCGCUGUGCCAAAGCCCGCCCCCUCGGUCGAUGACCUCCAGUCCGUCCGCAGUGGGCAGUCAGGUAACCUAUCGAUCCAGGUCCCCAGUCAAUACUGCGACGAGUCCGAGGAUGAGGACGAUCAGGACAUUCACGAGGUCUGGUUCCCGGGCUGCCACGCUGAUAUCGGCGGAGGCUGGAAGCUGGAAGGUGGCGAGAAGUGGGCUCUCAGCCACGCACCUCUUGUCUGGAUGGUGCAGGAGGCUCAAAAGGCUGGUCUGGAACUAGACGAGCGCAAGAUGAAGCAGUUCCAGUGUCUGGAAGAGUUCGAUGGUGACUACACACCCAUUCAGCAGGAUAUUACCGCACGCCGACCCAGCCAGUGUGUUGAGAACCACCAUGAUAACCCUGAUGCAUUCCGCAUCUCGCCCGACGAGAAGGGUCGCUCGGCUGCGAGUCGCGACUUCUGGCACGCACUGAACACGUCCAGCACCAAGGGCUCCUUGCACGACUGCUUGAUGUUCAAUCAGGGCCUACCACAUAUGUCGGUCAUCUCGUGGCGAAUCAUGGAAUGGCUACCCUUCCGCCGCAUGGACUUGCAAGAAGACGGGUCAUGGAAGCCGAUUUGUUGGCCCCUACCGCGCGGUGAAGUGCGAGAUGUGCCACUCGACGCGGAGAUCCACGUCUCAGCCAUCCGUCGCAUGCAAGCCGAUCCCAAGUAUCGCCCAGGUAACGUUAUCGUCGGUGGUGGCGGUCGUGGUGUGCGUAUCGCGCCGGAAUCGUAUGGUAUGGGCGAAUGGAUCGUUCUCAAGAAUGAGGGUGAUGGUGUUCGCGAGACGUACGUUCGUAAGAGCGUGGCGACGAAGUGUAGGGAGGCACUGGAGCAGAAGCAGAAGAGGGAACACUGUGCGGUGCAUUGUACGAUGCCUUGA